Molecule: messenger RNA, 1799 nt
Organism: Mus caroli (Ryukyu mouse)
Lineage: Eukaryota; Metazoa; Chordata; Mammalia; Rodentia; Muridae
Source: RefSeq, a predicted model, not a curated record
UAUGAGGUCAUCGCAGGCCUGCCGGGCUUGGGGUGACGUCAUCUCCGGGAAGUGUGCUUGCCGAGCUAAGAGCGGUCCUCUCACCUCGGCUGCGUGAGAGGCUGCGUGCCCCACAGAGGCCGCGGCCCUAAGAAGGUAACCAUGACCUGUUAGUGCGUGCCUAGUGCGUGCCACGGUCCCCGGACCUGGGGUCGCACCGAUCUUCACCUGCGACUCGGCCUUGUAGGCUUUGAAGUAUGAGGUGGGGGCGAAGAGGCUUUUUUAGCCAGCCUUUCAAGAUGGCGACCCGCUAGUCACGUGCCGCUCGCAGGACGCGAUUGGCCAACGCACGGCGCGGGGCGGGGCCUGCGGGGCGGGGCGGGUGCCGGCUCUUGCCGCUACUGUUUGCUUGCGCGUCCUGGCGCGCCCCCGCGAGCCGCCUCCCGCGCUGCGCGCCCCCGCCGCUCCGAAUGUUGUGAAUCAAAACGUGGGGCUGGUUCCAUCCGGCCGCCGCGGACAGUUCUUAAAGGGCCAGUCCGCCGGAGAGCACAGCUGCGUCCUGCGCCGCCCUUCUCUCGGCCCGGGCUGGGGAGGCGGAAGACAGAGCAGGCUUGCGAAGGAGCGGGCGCUUCACCGUCCGCACCCCGCAUCGCGAACAAAGGAGCCCGCGUGUGAUCGGACGGCUGCCGGGUUGUGAGCCCCGGCACAGCCCCUCCACCUCCCUGCCCUCCUGAUGAGACCAUGGACUCUGGCAGUGACUAAGUGGCCACCUUCUGCCCCUGUGGGUCACUGGCGAGUCUUUACAAGGCUUAGCAGCAGUCCAGGCCAGCUCUGGGGAAGCCUUGGCCACGAGGGGCCCCUGGCCAGCCCACCUGCCCAGGAUGAGCGCUUACCCUCCCAGCAGCUGCUGCCCAGACCAUCAAACCUCUCUGUAGAGGAGCACCGAGCCUCAGCUCCUGCCGGCAGGAGCCCCCGAAUGCUGCACCCAGCCACCCAGCAGAGCCCGUUCAUGGUUGAUCUCCACGAACAAGUGCACCAGGGACCUGUCCCUCUGUCCUACACGGUCACCACAGUGACAACCCAAGGCUUCCCUUUGCCUACAAGCCAACACAUCCCUGGCUGCAGUGCCCAGCAGCUCCCAGCAUGCUCCGUGAUGUUCAGUGGGCAGCACUACCCCGCUCUCCUGAACCUGGCGGAGCGGCUGGGAGACGCCAAGCCCCGGGGCCUCACCAAAGCAGACAUCGAACAACUGCCGUCGUAUCGCUUUAACCCUGACAGCCAUCAGUCUGAGCAGACUCUGUGUGUGGUCUGCUUCAGUGACUUCGAGGUGCGGCAGCUGCUCCGAGUCCUCCCCUGUAACCACGAGUUCCAUGCCAAGUGUGUUGACAAGUGGUUGAAGGCCAACCGGACCUGUCCCAUUUGCCGGGCGGAUGCCUCCGAGGUGCCCAGGGAGGCCGAGUGAGGCUCCACAGCCACCCACAAGAUCCCUGCCCAAAGCUCCNGAAUUGGGUGGGGGGAGCUGGGCAUGGCCCGGGGAGGACUGUGAGGGUGGGGCCAGGCCUGUCAGCGUUCCCACCUGCCACUCCAGAGCUGGUGCCANGGUCAGUCUGGAGAAGCCCCUGCAAUAAGCCCCUGCAUUGCCAAGCUCCAAAGACUCCUUCCCCAGUCUGCCUGCCUGCCUGCCUGCCCGCCACGGAGCUGCCUGAGUGUCCCCAACUCAGUCUGCUUCUUAUCUGCCCCUGGGUCNUUCUUCCUGCUGGCUCUGGGAGGCAGGAGUCCAUUCCCCAAGUGGUGGCUGGUGUGAUUCCCCAGACCCCAGA